Molecule: messenger RNA, 1076 nt
Organism: Nipponia nippon (crested ibis)
Lineage: Eukaryota; Metazoa; Chordata; Aves; Pelecaniformes; Threskiornithidae
Source: RefSeq, a predicted model, not a curated record
AUGCGUGUGGGUGGUUUGGCAGCGUACAAAAAAUGGAGAUCUCGGCAGCAGCUGGAGAGUCAGGAACACGAAGCAGAACAUGAAAGUGACGAUGAUUCCUAUGAAGUGUUGGAUUUAACAGAAUAUGCACGGCGUCAUCACUGGUGGAAUCGUGUGUUUGGCCGGAAUUCAGGACCAAUUGUAGAAAAAUACUCUGUAGCUACCCAGAUUGUGAUGGGCGGCGUGACUGGCUGGUGUGCGGGAUUUUUGUUCCAGAAAGUCGGAAAGCUUGCAGCAACUGCAGUAGGUGGUGGUUUUCUUCUGCUUCAAAUUGCUAGUCAUAGUGGAUAUGUACAAGUUGACUGGAAGAGAGUUGAAAAAGAUGUAAACAAAGCAAAAAAACAGUUAAAGAAGCGUGCAAAUAAGGCAGCACCUGAAAUCAAUACUCUAAUUGAAGAGUCAACAGAAUUUAUCAAACAGAACAUCGUGGUGUCCAGUGGAUUUGUUGGAGGCUUUUUGUUAGGCCUGGCAUCAUAAGGACCUGGAUCGUCUCUUCCCGAUGGCAUUCAUGUCAGCGAAGAACAGUUGUGGUGACACGCUGUCUUAAAGCAGUGUGGGUCACGGGGCCUUCCAGAGCAGGACGAGUGGACUAGCUAGACAAUUUGGAAGCUUUCACAUUUCAGGCUUUUGCCUCUUGAAGCUUGGCAAAACUAGGAUUUGCUGAAAAACUGUGCAGUCUGCUCAUUAUAGCAUUUCUGGGCAAAACUGGUUCAUCUUCAUCAUGACUCUUUUUAUCUAUGACUUUUCAAGAUCUAGCAUUUUUUUAAAAUGUUAUUCUUGGAAUAUAGAUAUGUAACCAUACUGUAAGAGAGAGAGCUCCAUUUCUAUGUUUUCAGUUAAAUAUUGUUUAUUUUAAAAGUAUUUUUCUUCAUGCUGUAGUAGAUAAUAUUAAUGACUACAUAAUGUAUAUGAUACUGUAGUUUCAGCCUCCUGGCUGUCCAUGUUCUUUAGAAGUCACUGCAAUAAUCUAUCAAUCUGUAAUACCUUUUUACAGAGUAUUGAAUAACAAAGAAUCAUGAGCUUAUUAAAAGUGAAAA